Molecule: messenger RNA, 534 nt
Organism: Dipodomys ordii (Ord's kangaroo rat)
Lineage: Eukaryota; Metazoa; Chordata; Mammalia; Rodentia; Heteromyidae
Gene: Rtbdn
Product: retbindin
Exons: 5
Cellular component (GO): external side of plasma membrane
Molecular function (GO): signaling receptor activity; riboflavin transmembrane transporter activity; riboflavin binding
Source: RefSeq, a predicted model, not a curated record
AUGGUCGGCAGGUAUCACAGUCAACCGCACAGCUUGGCCUGGACCCUGCUGCUGAUCACGGUAUGGAUCUUACUGGGGACCUGUGGGGGGAGUCGCCCCCUUCCAGCCAGGCCUUGGGGACACUAUGGGCUGGCAAGCCAUCUGGGCACAGGCCAGCUGCAUCUAGCAGAGGUGGACACACCAGAUCUAGCUGACCCUGAGAGCUGCGGGGCGCCCAGCCCUGGAUGUGAAUCCUUCCUGCGACAUCUCCAACGUGCCCUCCGCAACCGCUUCCGCCUGCUGCUGCUGGGGGUUGGCCAGGCCCAGCCCCUCUGCGCCGAGCUCUGCCAGGCCUGGUUCACCAUCUGCAAAGCUGAUCUCAUCUGUGGCUCCACUUGGCUGCCGCCCUCAGAAAACAGGACCUGUGAGCCUGGCUGUCCUACGUAUGGGCAGACCUUCGUGGACGGGAUGGACCUGUGUCGCUCCGUGCUGGGCCAUGUCGUACCAGUGGCGGCUCCCGGCUCUCGCCAUUGCCUCAACAUCCCCACCUCCGUG